AUGUCCACAUCGGAUCCACGGCGUCCCGAUGGACUUUCCAGUGGACUCCUUACAAGUAUGACCAAGCCUACUCCGGCAGAGGUGACGGCCAUCAUCAAUCCUUCUAACAAACGUCGUCUUCUGAUCACCCUCUCUUUCCCACUACUAUUCUUAUUGGCAAUCCCUUUUUGGUGGUACACUACGUCGAUCGAACGUCUGCCUCUACCAGUAUCACGGAUAGAUGCAUUAGCGAAUCUCAGUAUACCCUCUUACAGAGGUAAAAUCUUGUUCACAGCAGACGAAGAUGCGUAUCCGAAAUCUGCUCCUGGUAGACCGGUAUUCGAGAAUAAAGUGAUAUGUCAAUCGUUAGGCAAGGUAGUGACGGAUGGUGUAGAUGUGAUAUACGAGAGGAAAAGACCUCAGAAAAAGAGGAAUUGGGAUUUCAUUUAUGAAGGUGAAGAUGAUCCGAGAGAUCCGACUCCUUUCAGAGUUCACAUCCGCAGGUUUCAACAUGCCAAUACCUCCUGGCCAUUAGAACCAUAUGUGCAACCACCCGAAAAGGGUUUGAUGACCAGUGGGAUCAAGCCUGGUACUUUGAUCAUUCCCGUUCAUCCCGAUCAGAUCAGUGAUAGGAACUUGAAAUUACAUUACAAGAUCGCGAUGAUAAACUCAAUCUUAUCACUCUACCCUCCUGAUCCGCCUACUAUACCACUCAGAGCACUGAAGUAUUCUCCUAACAUCACGCUCAGCUUCGUACUGCUCAAUGAAGAUUCCACGGAAGGUAGCUAUGUGAGAAGUUGGGAGAUAGACGAUGCCAUUCAAGAACAUUUCAUACCUCAUCUAGAACCAUUAAAGGACAUAUUCAACUUUACGAUCGAAUCUCAAAUCUUAUAUCAUGCCCCUCUAACGUUCGAUCCUACUCUCAGCGAUGCCCCUGCCAUUGGGGACCCACAGAUAGAAGCUGCAUUAGAAGCUGCUCGAGAAGGCGACGAGGACGCAGAAGAAGUAGCUAAAGAAUUGAUUCAAGAAGAUAAUGCGCAGACUUGGUUAGUGGGUGAUGAAGACAUGAAGGUGUUUGUCAAUUCGGAACGAUGGUCUCUAGAUUCUGGAAGUACGAAUAAUCCUGUAUUGAGGUUUUUGUUGUACGUUCCCAAGGAGAAACAUCGUCCUAUGAAAUUAGUUGGUCAAGACUCACCCCACUCCUUCCUCUUACCUCAAUUCGGUUCAGUCUACCUCCUCAACCCACCGUCCACCCAACCUUCCUCAGGUGAAACAUACCAUCUACCUUCUUCAGCCUUGACAAGCUCCUUCCAUCUAUUCACCCAACAUCUAUACUCUCUAUUGGCCAUACCAGAGUUAUACGAUCCAGGUAAAAUCCACUUACCUCCCUCGUCUUCGCCUCUUCUUCCCCGUUCGCAACUUUGGCAGCCGAUCAGUUCAUGGCAGAUACACCAGAUAUUGGAAAGUAGACUGAAAGAGAAUCUCGAGGAAAGCAAGAAAACGUUAAUUGGGAUUAAGAGGUUGGUAGAUAAGAUCAAAGAGAUGAAAGUUGGGAAGAACGUAAGGGAUGAUGUGUCAGGUGCUGUAGAGAGGUUGGAAAGUAUCUCAUCUGCGAAAUCACCCUUGGAAAACUUCAUCUUAUCUAGAGAUUCAGUCAACCUAGCCAAUAAAGCUUUCUUCGAUCCUUCAAUGAUGGGUCUAUUAUAUUUCCCCGACGAACACAAGUUUGCUGUGUAUACUCCGCUCUUCGCCCCUAUUGCCGUACCGUUAUUACUGGGAUUAAUCAAGGAGUUUAUAGCUUGGAAGAGAAAAAGGAGAGGUGGCAGUGGAAAUGAUGAUGAUGUCACAGACGAAAAGGCAGAGGCUAGUAUCGGAGUAGAAGACGAGAAGAUUUCAACCAUUGGACUUGAGGAAGAAAGUACGUCUGUCGGAAUAGAACCCAGUGAUAGAGUAUUGCGGUCCAGAUCAAAAGGCUAA
Kwoniella mangroviensis CBS 8507 is the source of this 1956-nucleotide messenger RNA. RefSeq lists its product as uncharacterized. The record is from RefSeq and is a predicted model, not a curated record. Bases 1 to 1956 code for a protein of 651 amino acids. Gene Ontology annotation, cellular component: GPI-anchor transamidase complex. The transcript has 9 exons. Gene Ontology annotation, biological process: attachment of GPI anchor to protein. Lineage: Eukaryota; Fungi; Basidiomycota; Tremellomycetes; Tremellales; Cryptococcaceae.